AUGAUGGACCCUAUAUUGGCAACGACGCAGCCACCUCCACAUCAAUUGGACACUAUAUCAUAUGGCCUACAACAACAAUCAACAACAUCAACAUCAGUUGGAAAUAUCAAUAUAAAUAUCAAUAUCAACGCACAUAUAAAUAUCAAUCCUGAUCAGCAGUUUGAAACACCAACAAUUAUUGUCGACAAUAGUAAUAAUGGUGAUGAAGUUGUAGCCACAGACAAUAAUAAUAAUGGAGAUGAUACACAACAACAACAACAGCAACAACAAGAUUAUGGCAGUCUGUCACCUGGACGUCUGUCGAAAUCACAGAGUUUCCUGUCACUCAAACUCACUUGGUUUGGCAAUAUGAUUGGACGCAACAAGCGAUUGAAACACUCGACUAGCUUUGGCAGCUACAAGAAUGAUCGCGAUUCAAAUAGUAAUAGUGGUGGUGCUGGUGAUGACUCCAAUCAAUCAUCAUCAAACAAUGAGAAUAAUACUGCCACCUCUAUAUCCUGCUCAGUGCCAACAUCACCUCCAAUGUGUAGCAGCACAACCAAUGGAGGAGGCGACAGCACCAACAACAACAACAACAGCGGCAACAAUAUAUAUGAUGAGAAUCGAUUGAGGAGCAGUAGUAAUGGUCCACGAAGGAAGUCAUCUUUCCGUGGAUUCUUCUCAUUCCUCAACAACAAACCAGAGACUGCUGCCACACCAGCACCAAUCAAGAGUCCAAGACCCAGGAGUCAGAAGCUGAGUAGCAGUCUGAGUUGUGGCAAUUUGCCAACGAUAAAGACAAUGUCCAAGGGUGCAGGCGGCAGUGGCAAUUGUAGUGGACAAGGUAGCAAUGCAGGCAGCAACUCUGGAAGCAGUCGCAAGAUCAACAGAAGUAGCACAUACAGCAAGUUGUUCAGACAGAAUACAAUGAGCAGACUCAAGAAUCAGGAGCGCAACUCCCUCGACCACCCUCUGCCACCAUCUUCAUCGUCAUCCUCCAACACAACUUCAUUCAUCAAUCGAAGCAGUGAUAUGUCAUCCGAUGAUCUAUUGCCAGUUCCAAGGAAGAUGGACGGUGACACAUCAGGAUUCAGCAUUAGCAGUGGUGGUAACAGUGGACUGAGCAGCAGCGAUGGCGCAAAGAACAUCACCCCGACAUUGACAUCAUCUUCGUCCAAGCGUCCACUUCAGCGCGCACAGACUGACAUCAAGUCAUUGAAGAAGGCAGCCUUGGAGCUUGGUGGUGGACAAUCUGAUCAGACGAUCGCCGGCAGUGAUGAUUUGAGAACACCAUCACCCUCAAUCGACCUUGACUCGUGUACUUCAAGCCAGAACAGCUCACCAUCGUCAUCUGGUUCACACACAUGGUCCAAGCCCUCCAAGAUUAAAGUGUUGCUCUCCCGCACAUCAGAGCCACAACUGAGCAGCAGUGGACCGCCUACACCGAAGAGCACCGACAACAUGUCCCCACUGAUGCUCAAGAUUGGCCACCAUCACUGGGGUGGUACGCCACCAGACAGCAUCAGUCUCCAUCAUGUGGUCAACUCCAAUAAUAAGUCUGGCCUGGCACAGCUGGGACAGAGCAGGUCGCAGUCUGAGACCCACAUCCACCGAACAUCGUCCAAAUGGGUGAUGGCUGCGCCAUCCUCACCCCCACCCAACUAUGUGCCUCCACGUCCUUGUGCCUCACCAACCGAUCUGUCACCUGACAACUGUCUCUCGCCAAUCUCAUCAAUGAUCCGUGUCUACUACGUACCCAUACUAGAGGAUGUGGCAUCUCCAUCACAUGCGGACACCGCCAUAACCCUAGCCGCACUGUCCCCACCAACAACCAGUGUGAAUGUGACCGUGACUGCAUCCGUGUCACCAGUGUUCUACACCAACUUUUGGACACAACUUAUAUCCAACGUGACAACCGUCAAGGAGGUGAUUGAGCAACUGUCCACUCGAGUCGAUCGUCCAGUGGAUGGCCUGCGCCUGUGCUGCACGCCCAACAUCUACGACUAUCUGGACGACGACAAGAUGCUCAACACGCUGAGGAUCAAGAAGUUCUACCUUAUGGAGGUGGCCGUCGAGAUGAUCGUGCACGAGCGCGAGAUCGCCCCCAACCUCAGCUCACUGAUCACGGGCAGCGGCGAGAUCCUCAAGGACGCUGCUGGCCAGCCUACGCUCAACGUCAGCAAGAGCUGGUCGCCCAGUUUCUUCUGCAAGUUCUCGACUUCAAACGGUCGCGGAACCACACGCAGUGGCCUGGGCCUGGGUGCCAGUCCUGACUCACUCAGCGAGGACUACCUUAUGGACGAUGACGAGGAUGACGAGGACGACGACAUUGAUCCCAGCCAUCACAACAACAAUAACAACAACAGGGCAGCAUUACAAUCGAGCAGCUACACACCGAUGGGUCUGGCGGCGAGCGUGGAGCGAGGCAACGCCGACCCUCAAGAGGAGCUGUCUGCACAGGCCAAGGAGAAGAUCAAGAUCAUGGACAACUACUUCCGCCACUACUACCGCGAGCUGGAGACAUACCUCGCGCAGCGAAAGAAGCGUAUGGAGAGUCUGGUGCAGGCACUGUCCGACUCGAACAUCAAGGAGAACUCGAUCGCCUACCAGCGAUGUAUCCGCGAGAACAUCGACAAGGAGAGCACGUAUCUGCGACAGAAGCGCGCACACAUCGGACCCAGUGACUUUAGGAAGCUGUCCAUCAUUGGCAAGGGUGGCUUUGGCAUCGUGUACCUGGCCAUCAAGAAGGACUCGAACGAGAUCAUCACGCUCAAGGUGAUACGCAAGUCCAACUACCAUCGCGCCAACCAGAUGACAUCCGUGUCCAAGGAGAAGGAGGUGAUGAUGAUCCCCAACACCUGUCGCGACAACAACUCUCGUCACUGGAUCACUCGUCUACUGUACUCAUUCCAGGAUGCCAACUACCUGUACCUGGGCAUGGAGUACCAUUGUGGUGGCGACUUCAAGUCGUUGCUCUCCAACCUGGUGCGCCUGUCCGAUGACAUGGCAUCAUUCUACUUUGCCGAGAUGAUCUUGGCCAUUGAGUCCCUGCACAAGUUGGGCUACAUCCAUCGUGACAUCAAGCCCAGCAACUUUGUCCUCGACAAGUUUGGUCACAUCAAGUUGAUUGACUUUGGUCUGAGUCGUGAUGGAUUCAUCUGUCACAACUCCAAGUACUACAAUACCUGGAAGAACAUUCUCAACAACAGAGAUGAUCUCAAGUUGCCCAACUUGCCCAAGUUCAAGGAUGCCAGGAAAUAUGUAAAUAGCAAGGUGACUUACUCCAAGGUUGGCUCGCCAGACUACAUGGGCCCAGAGAUGCUCACUGGUAAGGGUUACGACAAUACUUAUGACUACUGGUCAUUGGGUGUUGUAUUGUUUGAGAUGUUGUUUGGUGACACACCAUUCGCCGGCGAGACGGCAGAGGAUGUGUUCAAGAAUAUCAUCGAUUGGAAGAAGGUAUUGGAUUGGGACUACCUCGGCCCAUACUUCUCAGACAAUGCCAGGGAUCUCCUGCAGCGACUGUUGUGCGAACCAGAGAAGCGAUUGACUCCCGAGGAGUUGAAGCUGCAUCCAUUCUUUGAUGGCAUCGACUGGGAGAACAUCAAGAACAUCGAGCCACCAUUCGUGCCACAGGUGCAGAGCGAUGUGGACCUCAGCUACUUUGUCGAUGCCAAGGACAUCAACGAGGAGGAUGGCGACUACGAGGAGGUGGUCGAGGCCGUCACCAACAAUGCAGACAACGAGGAUGCACCACAGGCGCCCGAGGAGCAGGACGAGACAUUUAGAUCGAUGCCCUUUGGUGGCUUCAACUUCCAGCGAUUCCCAUCGAUUGUGGAAGGCGCUCGAGCCAAAGGCCUGAUCAAGUCUUUCUACGUGGAGGAGCGUUGCAUGUCACGCGCGACCAGCAACUCAUCGCUCACCAGUCCGGCCAACAGCUGCACGAGCUCGCCCACUAUCCAGUCGGCCAAUGGACCACGUGUAUUGAACUCUAGCAACAACAGUGCCUUCAACUCUCCAAUGGUCGUCAUGAAUGGCAGUGGUGGAAACAUCCCCACCAUGACGACACCAUCCACGCCCUCUGGAAUGAAUCCAACCAGCCCAACAGCAUCACCAUCCCUGACUAGUCCCUCGCCCACAAUGUCUGGAUACACGCCAAAGAUCCAGAUACUGCGGGUGGGCUCAUCGAUCAAGCCAAAGAAAUAA
Acytostelium subglobosum LB1 is the source of this 4185-nucleotide messenger RNA. RefSeq lists its product as hypothetical. The transcript is spliced from 3 exons. Gene Ontology annotation, biological process: peptidyl-serine phosphorylation; intracellular signal transduction. Gene Ontology annotation, molecular function: ATP binding; protein serine/threonine kinase activity. The record is from RefSeq and is a predicted model, not a curated record. Bases 1 to 4185 code for a protein of 1394 amino acids. NCBI's taxonomy places the organism in Eukaryota, Evosea, Eumycetozoa, Acytosteliales, Acytosteliaceae.